Molecule: messenger RNA, 651 nt
Organism: Penicillium subrubescens
Lineage: Eukaryota; Fungi; Ascomycota; Eurotiomycetes; Eurotiales; Aspergillaceae
Exons: 3
Coding region: 1-651 (216 amino acids)
Biological process (GO): carbohydrate metabolic process
Molecular function (GO): hydrolase activity, hydrolyzing O-glycosyl compounds
Source: RefSeq, a predicted model, not a curated record
AUGACUAUUGCUAGUAAUUUAGGUGGUUCUACUCCUUGGGACGACUUCACCUACACUGGUCAACUCACCACUAAGUGGUCCACUGAUGCGUCUGUGCUGCGGUUCAUGGACUACGGAAACUUCAUGAUGUUCUCAUGCUUCCGCGGUGUGACAUAUCAAUCUAUUUGCAUUCAACAGCUCGGAUCCGACUAUGUCUCCUUGACGGGCGAUAUCUAUGUUAUCUCCCAGCCUACCAAGUCAUGGGAAAUAAACGGCACGCCUGUGAACGAAGCACCUGCCGCUCUUUACUUCGGAGGAACGACCUACAUAUAUUAUUCCGCUUCGUACUGUUGGACGGCAAACUAUUGUUUCGGGCUAUUGACAUGGGACGGCUCUACAGAUCCCACUGAUUCUAGCGCUUGGUCGAAGAAUGAUGGAUGCGUUUCCUCUUCCGCGAAUGGAAAUUAUCGCAUAGGAAGCAAUGGUUUCUUCCAAAGUCCAGAUGCGAGUCAAACAUGGAUCGUUUAUCAUGCCACAGAGUACACCUCCGGUGCGCGCAAUGACACGAUGGAAGUCCAAAUUUCGGCAGUCCAGUGGCUUGGACUCAUGCUUAUAGCGAGCCAAGCGGAGAAUAAGUCUAAGGAGGCUACCAUGGGUAUUCCACUUACCUAG